Messenger RNA from Iphiclides podalirius (scarce swallowtail), 891 nucleotides. NCBI's taxonomy places the organism in Eukaryota, Metazoa, Arthropoda, Insecta, Lepidoptera, Papilionidae. The record is from the annotation of a GenBank genome assembly.
AUGCCGGGCAACGAGGAAAAGUGCUUAAAGAAAUAUGUCGUCAGCACGGAUCGCAGCGGCGAUAUUCAUGUGCACGUGCAGGGAGAUGUCCCUCAGCAUGUCGAGGGAGACUUAAGCCAGCAGGACAAAAGAUGCGUUUUCCUCACUGUCCACGACCUCGGAACCAAUCACACGUCGCUGGUCGACUUCGUGAACUGCCCCGCUAUGUCGGAGAUCAAGGAGCGUUCGUGCUUCAUCCACGUGGACGUGCCUGGUCAUGAAGAGAACUCGCCCGAUCUUCCCGAAUCCUACCCGUUCCCUUCGCUGCAGACGCUAGGCGAGGACCUGAUCACCGUUCUGGACUUCCUGCACGUGCGCUACGCGGUGGGGCUCGGCGAGGGCGCCGGCGCUAACGUGCUGGCGCGCUGCGGCCUCGCCCAUCCGCGCCGCCUCCUCGGCCUGAUCCUGGUCAACUGCACCGGCUCCACGUCCUCGGUGGCGGACGCCUUCCGCAGCAGGUUCUCCCGCUGGCGCGGCGCCGACAUCUCCCAGUCCGAGGAGGACUUCCUGAUCUAUCACAAGUUCGGACACCAAAUCGCCAGCGAGUCGUGCGAGGUGAGCGAGCGGGAGCGCACACUGAGCGAGUACCGCUCGCGGCUGCGAGGCAACCUCAACACGCACAACAUCAAGCAGUACGUGAGGGCCUUCAUCAACCGUAAGGACUUAGUUCUGCGCGGCUGUCAACCCGACAUUCUGCUGAUCACGGGCACGCAGAGUCCCUACGCUGGUGUCGUCGAGAAAAUGUACAAGGAGUUGGACAAAGAGAAGGUCACCAUCCUCAAGGUGGAUAAAGUGGGGGACGUGCUGGCCGAAGCGGUGAGUGAAGCUAAUAGAAACUCUUCCUCCUUCCCA